AUGGCAACCUACCCGUCCGAGAAGCAAAACACCUCAGAUGACGGCGCCGAGGCCCAGGCCAGCCAUCACGGCGCCGCCGUCCUCGACGACGGCGUCGGCAACCUCACCUUUGACCAGUACACGACUGGCGGCAUGGGCCGCCAUCUCGGCAUCACCAGCACAACCUUUCUCAUCGUCGGCCGCAUCAUCGGCACCGGCAUCUUCUCCACGCCCUCCGCUAUCGUCGCCGGCGUCGGCAGCGUCGGCGCCUCGCUCCUCCUGUGGGUUCUCGGCCUCUUGCUCUCCGUCUGCGGCUUGUGCGUGUGGCUCGAGCUCGCCUGCAUGAUCCCGCGCAGCGGCGGCGAAAAGGUCUAUCUCGAGGCGGCCUACCGCCGGCCGCGGAUGCUCAUCACCACCGUCUUUGCCGUCCAGGCGGUUGCUCUGGGGUUUACCGGUAUGCCCACCCCCUUCCCCAAUCCCAAUCCCAAUCCCAAUCCGCAUACAAGUUCCAACGUUAUGAUAGCCUCCGGCUGCAUCAUCUUCGCCUCCAACAUCCUCGUCGCUGCUGGCCGCGUCGCCACAGAGUGGGAGAAGCGCGGCAUCGCCAUCGCGGUCAUCGUCGCGGUCACACUGGUCCACACCUUCUUCCCCAAGGUCGGCGUGCACGGCAUGAACUUCUUCACCGUGCUCAAGGUGGCCCUGCUGCUCUUCAUCGUCGUCACCGGGUGGGUGGUGCUCGGAGGCGGCGUGGCCGGCGUGGCCGAUCCGCACGCCAGCUUUCGCGACGCCUUUGCCGACUCGGCCCGGUCCGGGAACCCGUACGCGACGGCCCUAUUCAAGGUCCUCAAUUCUUAUGCGGGAUGGUCCAACGCCAUGUACGUCCUCAACGAGGUCAAGGACCCCGUCCGCACCAUCAAGAUCGCCGGCCCCCUCGGCCUCUCCAUCUGCGGCGUGCUCUACCUCCUCGCCAACGUCGCCUACUUCGCCGCGGCCACCCCCGCCGAGGUUGCCGCCAGCGGCACCACCGUCGCCGCCUACUUCAUGGGCAAGGUCUUUGGCCUCGCCGCCAAGCGCGCCCUCAGCGUGCUCGUCGCCCUCUCCGCCCUCGGCAACGUCAUGACCGUCACCUUUGCCCAGGCGCGCGUCAACCAAGAGCUCGCCAAGGAGGGCGUCAUCCCCUUUCCGCGCUUCUGGGCCUCCAACUGGCCCCUCGGCUCGCCCUCCGCCGGCCUCAUCCUCCACUUCAUCCCGUCUUUCAUCGUGAUUGUCGCGAUCCCCUUUGGCAACGCGUACAACUUCAUCCUCGACCUUGAGGGCUACCCGGGCUCGGUGAUCAACUUCUUGGUCGUGACGGGGCUGUUCCUCCUGCGGAGGAGCGAGCCGGACGCGCCCCGGCCGUUUAGGGUGUGGUGGCCGGUGGCGGGCUUCUUCAUGCUCGGGCAGGCGUUUCAGCUGGUGGCGCCGUUUCUGCGGCCGCCGGGCGGGAAGGGGGACACGCCGCCGCUGCCAUAUUGGCUGUACUGCGUGGUCGGCAUCGCGAUCUUGGUGGCGUCGGUGGUGUACUGGUUCGUCUGCUGGGUGGCGGCGCCGAGGAUUGGCAAGUACGAGCUGGUUCCGGAGAACGAGCCCCUGGCGGACGGGACGAAUGUGGUCGUCUACCACCGUGUUCCUAGAGAAUUCCAGGAUUCAUAG
Cordyceps fumosorosea ARSEF 2679 is the source of this 1671-nucleotide messenger RNA. RefSeq names its product high affinity methionine permease. Gene Ontology annotation, cellular component: membrane. The coding region runs from base 1 to 1671 and encodes 556 amino acids. Gene Ontology annotation, molecular function: L-amino acid transmembrane transporter activity. The record is from RefSeq and is a predicted model, not a curated record. Gene Ontology annotation, biological process: amino acid transmembrane transport. NCBI's taxonomy places the organism in Eukaryota, Fungi, Ascomycota, Sordariomycetes, Hypocreales, Cordycipitaceae. The transcript has 3 exons.